AUGGCACCCGUUCAAUCUCGCUUCGUCACAGCAGGCCUCGCGGCAGGCCUCGUCGCCUCUGCCGCCUUCGUCGCGCCUUCCGCUCCGAGUGCUAAGCGCCAGCUGAGGGAAGGCACUGCAGCUCCAUCACCCGGCCGCACGGUGGCUGCAGAGAAGUCGGGCGAUGGCCUCGCAGCGUUGGCUGUGCUUGGUGCGGGCCUUGCCGCCCUGCGCGGCAACUCCCGCGUCCAGGCGAGGGCCGCGCCGGCAGCGGAGGCGCCAAAGCCAUCAGUCUUCCAGCCUUCGGAGCAGUUCGGCGCCACCGAGCCGUUGGGAUUCUUUGAUCCGCUCGGGUUCACCAAUGUUGGCGAUGAGAAGGGCUUCAGGAAGCUUCGUGUCUCAGAGAUCAAACAUGGCAGGGUAGCUAUGAUGGCUUCCAUUGGCCUGGUUGGGCAGCACUUCUUGAAGUUCCCCUUCUUCGAGAAAGCUCCAGCGGGCUUCUCCAUCAUGGACAAGGGCGAGGGCGUGCUGGGCUUCUUCGCCAUCUUCUGCGCGUGCGCUCCGCUGGAGCUGUGGUGGAGGGAGAACCCGGAGAAGGAGCCGGGCAACUACGGUGAUCCCUUCGGCGUCAACAUGUACAACGAGGAGAUGCGCAUGAAGGAGCUGAACAACGGACGCAUGGCCAUGAUCUCGGUGCUCGGAAUCUUCGCCGCAGAGAUGGCUACCGGCAAGGAUGCUAUGCAGCAGUUCGGCCUCCCCGCCAUUGGCGGCGCCCGCGUCUCCGCCACCUCCGGCAGCAGCUUCGCAGGAUCUACUUCCUCCAGGGUCAUGGCUCAGCAGCAUGUGGUGCGAAGGGCCGAGGCCGUCAUUCAGGAAGAUGCGCCGCCAUUGUUUCAGCCUUCGGAGCAGUUCGGCGCCACCGAGCCGUUGGGAUUCUUUGAUCCGCUCGGGUUCACCAAUGUUGGCGAUGAGAAGGGCUUCAGGAAGCUUCGUGUCUCAGAGAUCAAACAUGGCAGGGUAGCUAUGAUGGCUUCCAUUGGACUGGUCGGACAGCACUUCUUGAAGUUCCCGUUCUUCGAGAAAGCUCCAGCUGGCUUCUCCAUCAUGGACAAGGGCGAGGGCGUGCUGGGCUUCUUCGCCAUCUUCUGCGCAUGCGCUCCGCUGGAGCUGUGGUGGAGGGAGAACCCGGAGAAGGAGCCGGGCAACUACGGUGAUCCCUUCGGCGUCAACAUGUACAAUGAGGAGAUGCGCAUGAAGGAGCUGAACAACGGGCGCACGGCCAUGACCUCGGUGCUCGGAAUCUUCGCCGCAGAGAUGGCCACGGGCAAGGAUGCUAUGCAGCAGUUCGGCCUCCCUGCCAUCGGCAGCGCCCGCGUCUCCACCUCCUCCGGCAGCAGCUUCGCAGGAUCUACUUCCUCUAGGGUGAUGGCUCAGCAGCAUGUGGUGCGAAGGGCCGAGGCCGUCAUUCAGGAAGAUGCGCCGCCAUUGUUUCAGCCUUCGGAGCAGUUCGGCGCCACCGAGCCGUUGGGAUUCUUUGAUCCGCUCGGGUUCACCAAUGUUGGCGAUGAGAAGGGCUUCAGGAAGCUUCGUGUCUCAGAGAUCAAACAUGGCAGGGUAGCUAUGAUGGCUUCCAUUGGACUGGUCGGACAGCACUUCUUGAAGUUCCCCUUCUUCGAGAAAGCUCCAGCUGGCUUCUCCAUCAUGGACAAGGGCGAGGGCGUGCUGGGCUUCUUCGCCAUCUUCUGCGCGUGCGCUCCGCUGGAGCUGUGGUGGAGGGAGAACCCGGAGAAGGAGCCGGGCAACUACGGUGAUCCCUUCGGCGUCAACAUGUACAACGAGGAGAUGCGCAUGAAGGAGCUGAACAACGGACGCAUGGCCAUGAUCUCGGUGCUCGGAAUCUUCGCCGCAGAGAUGGCUACCGGCAAGGAUGCUAUGCAGCAGUUCGGCCUCCCCGCCAUUGGCGGCGCCCGCGUCUCCGCCACCUCCGGCAGCAGCUUCGCAGGAUCUACUUCCUCCAGGGUGAUGGCUCAGCAGCAUGUGGUGCGAAGGGCCGAGGCCGUCAUUCAGGAAGAUGCGCCGCCAUUGUUUCAGCCUUCGGAGCAGUUCGGCGCCACAGAGCCGUUGGGAUUCUUUGAUCCGCUCGGGUUCACCAAUGUUGGCGAUGAGAAGGGCUUCAGGAAGCUUCGUGUCUCAGAGAUCAAACAUGGCAGGGUAGCUAUGAUGGCUUCCAUUGGACUGGUCGGGCAGCACUUCUUGAAGUUCCCGUUCUUCGAAAAAGCUCCAGCUGGCUUCUCCAUCAUGGACAAGGGCGAGGGCGUGCUGGGCUUCUUCGCCAUCUUCUGCGCGUGCGCUCCGCUGGAGCUGUGGUGGAGGGAGAACCCCGAGAAGGAGCCGGGCAACUACGGUGAUCCCUUCGGCGUCAACAUGUACAACGAGGAGAUGCGCAUGAAGGAGCUGAACAACGGACGCAUGGCCAUGAUCUCGGUGCUCGGAAUCUUCGCCGCAGAGAUGGCUACCGGCAAGGAUGCUGUGCAGCAGUUCGGCCUUUAG
Molecule: messenger RNA, 2529 nt
Organism: Symbiodinium natans
Lineage: Eukaryota; Dinophyceae; Suessiales; Symbiodiniaceae
Source: the annotation of a GenBank genome assembly